Messenger RNA from Zingiber officinale, 851 nucleotides. RefSeq lists its product as uncharacterized. The transcript has 6 exons. The record is from RefSeq and is a predicted model, not a curated record. The coding region runs from base 15 to 461 and encodes 148 amino acids. NCBI's taxonomy places the organism in Eukaryota, Viridiplantae, Streptophyta, Magnoliopsida, Zingiberales, Zingiberaceae.
CAAAAAGUCGUGUGAUGCUUUAUCAGCUUUCCGUCUUGUCCGGCGGCAUGGCGGAUGGCGAGGAUGCGAGGAAGGAGGCGGAGGAUGCGAGGAGGGAGACCGCCUUAGCAUCGACACUUCUCUUCCAACCCAACUUCAAGCCUUCUAAGGUUACCCAAGCACAACUCGACAAGCUCAAGGAUCUGCACAGGAAGCGUUUGAAACUCAAGGAAAAAGCAAAGGGGAACCCAAAAUCGAAUGAAAUCGCACAAAGGAGCGUAAGCACAUGUGCGGAGGAUAUUGAUUUCAAGUAUACUACAAGUCCUGCAGCAUGUAAUUCCGACGGGAGUUCGAAGAUUCCUGUAUUCGAUCUAAAGGCAUGUUUGGAUCAGAAUGCUCCAUGUUUAAUCCCCAACAAGAGAAGAAAGCUACGCUGGGGGCUUGAUGCUAAAGAAAGAUGGGAAAGAAAGGCGAACAUGUGAUGGACUGACUCCAAAACAGGAAUAUCUUGGGCUCUAUUAAGCGGUAAGUCAUAGCCUGCUGCCCCUGCAGUUGUUCUUCGUGGUAAUGCUGCUGAAGGAUAUAAUCUUUUGACUAGAAGUCCUUCUUCUAUUAAGACUGCUACUGUGUGCAGCCUUAAUUCUUCUUCAUCACUUAAGGCUUCAUCAUCAUUUCUGCUAUAAGUGGCGUCAUGUAUAAAUGGUGCUGCUCGGUAAUUAGAGAAACUGAUGGAGAGUCUUCCAUCCAAUAAGUUGCUACUUGAUACUUCAUUAGGUUGUAGAGGAACAACUACAUUUGUGGGGCAAAUCACCCAAUUUUGUCCUUGUAAUUGCCUUGCUGAGUAUCGCCUUCCUGGAAGAGCAAUUACUCCA